AUGGCAGCCAUUAUCAAGACUACCCUCCUCAACCGCACCGUCGGCGUUGUUACAGGCGCUGCCUCGGGUAUCGGCGCAGCUGCUCUCGAGUGCUUUGCUGCAGCUGGGGCGCACGCCAUCUAUGCUGCCGACAUCAAGGCCCCCACCAACACGGACCUCAAGGCUAAGGGAUAUGAUUCCGAGGUUAUUGGGGUAGCCUGUGACAUCACCAAAGAAGACCAGGUCGAGGCACUGGUUCGCCGCAUCAUCAAGGACCAAGGUCGCCUGGACUGGUUCUUUGCAAAUGCUGGUAUUGUCGACUUUGAGGUGCUGAACACGACGACCUCUUCGGGCCUCACUCGCAUGCUCGACGUCAACGUGGUAGGCGCUUUCAACAGCGUUCAGUGGGCCGCGCGUGGUAUGAUGAACACCAGCGAUGCCAAGCCCAAGUCUGGCGGAAGCAUUAUCAUCACUACGUCACUGGCAACUACCUUUGGUGGUAUGGGUGCUCCCGCCUACACGAUCUCCAAGCACGCAACUGUCGGUCUGGUCCGCUCGGCAGCGACCAACCUCAAAAUGGCCGGCACUGGCAUUCGUGUCAAUGGCGUGGGACCUGGCCCAACCCAGACAAACAUUGGCCAGAAUAACGUGGGCGCCGCUUCCGAGCAGGCGCGUAACGCAAUGAUGGCCAAAAUGGGGGCCAUGGCCCAGGCUCCUCCAGAGGCCGCGGCCCUGAUGGCUGAGAACGUUGCUCCUCCCGAGCUCAUCGCUCAGACGGCCGUCUUCCUCGCCAGUGACAUGAGCGGCGGUGUUAACGGAGAGAACAUUAUCGUUGACAAGGGUCUCCGCCAGCUGCCCGAUCCCAUGAGCGGCCUCAUGUUCCAGCCCGUCUUUGAACCCAUUGACGUCUAG
Messenger RNA from Apiotrichum porosum, 891 nucleotides. RefSeq lists its product as uncharacterized. Lineage: Eukaryota; Fungi; Basidiomycota; Tremellomycetes; Trichosporonales; Trichosporonaceae. Gene Ontology annotation, molecular function: oxidoreductase activity. The transcript is spliced from 4 exons. Bases 1 to 891 code for a protein of 296 amino acids. The record is from RefSeq and is a predicted model, not a curated record.